GAACAACCUGCCUCAUUUGUCUGGCUGUACUAAACGCUUACCUACACUCACGAGCUAAGCCAAGUCCAAGGUCUUUCUCCUUACUCUCUUCUCUUCAUAACAUCAUGACUACCUCCGGUCUUGGUAUCCCCGUUAAACUUCUCCACGAGUCCCUCGGACAUGUCAUUACUGUUGAGCUGAAAACGGGACAGCUCUACCGUGGCAAACUCGCAGAAGCCGAGGAUAACUUGAACAUUUCCUUGAAAGACAUUACUGUGACACAGCGAGAUGGUCGUAUCUCACAACUCGAUCAAGUUUACAUCCGAGGGAGCAUGGUUCGCUUUUUCAUCGUACCGGACAUGUUGCAAAAUGCACCUAUGUUCAAACGAGUAGGACCGAAUGCAAUGAAGGGAAGGGGUAUCGGUACGGCGCGUGGAAGGGCUACGAUCAUGCGAGCAAAUGCGCGGCGUGGUCGUGGCGUACCUGCAGCACGAGGCAUCAGACGAUGAAGGAAGGACGCGUUCUCCCCCCCUGUCACAAAACCAGUCUCCUCUUUCCGUUAGUCUUCAACAUUCCUUUCGUCGUACGUCGCUCACAAUGUGCAGCAGGUGGAGCUCUACGCGCGUUACAUUCCUGCUUUACGUGUAGAUUGUAUUGUAUGUAAUAUUGUCAUCUUCUGCAAUCUUUUGGGCAUGGUGCUCUGACAUAGCGCGACUGUUUAAAUGGUAAUCAUACUGAAAGCAACUUUGAAGAAACCGAGAGAGCAUUGAUACAAGGUAUCAAACCAUCCGACCAGUAUAUCUAAAUAAUACAGAAACCCUCUCAGUGACAA
Somion occarium is the source of this 811-nucleotide messenger RNA. Lineage: Eukaryota; Fungi; Basidiomycota; Agaricomycetes; Polyporales; Cerrenaceae. The record is from the annotation of a GenBank genome assembly.